CAUUGAAGUGCAGUGUUAGUAUGUACUAGUACAUUUUUUUUUAACACAACAAUAAUAAUUGUGGUGUAUGCGUGGGCGUGUGUGUGUGUGAGUGCAUGCUAGUGUAAGCGCUUGAAUGCAAACAAUUUAAGUGUAAAAUAACAAAUAUCAAUUGCAUAUUGAGCAGCAAUCGUCAGCGAGCCCCAAAUAGUUGUUGUUUUUUAGCGCGAGUUUACGUCGCUGUCGCUGCCGCUGCCGUCGUCGCUGUUGCUAUCGUUAUUUAGUGUUGCUGGCGUUGUUGUUGUUGUUAUUGCGCUAUUGCUGUUGCUGCUAUUACUGUGUAUCUGUAAACGGCAACGCGCAACGGCCAACUGAUGAAUUUCAAUUGUUUUUAUUAAAUUAUAACAACAACAACACAAUACGAGGAAUAAAACUAAAAUUUUUAUGCGCGCGCCGCACGCCCCAAAAACACCAACAACACGACGAAGAAGAAGGUGAAGAAAAAAAAGCAGCAGCUAGAGCAGCAGCAAAGGCGAGCACGCCCCAAUAGAGUCGCCAGUCGCUGUCGACGUCGCAGCCCAUUAACAAAUAGAACGGCAGAGCAAAUGGCCUCCGACAUUGCAGCAACGGCCAUGAUGAGUUCGUCCUCGUCCUCCGUCAAUGCAGACUUGUGGCGCGAAUGCGUUGCCUGGCUAAUCCGUUGCAAGGUAAUCCCCGCCGACCACAAGGCCGCACAGUCUGAUGCUGAAAUACGAAUCCUGGCCAUGACCUUGCGCGACGGUGUGCUGCUCUGCAAUCUGGUAAUCCAGCUGGACCCCAGCAGUAUGGAUGCACGCGAAUUCAAUCGCAAGCCACAAAUGGCACAGUUUCUGUGCUGCAAAAAUAUCAAAUUAUUUCUGGAAGUGUGUCGAGAUCAUUUCGGUAUACGCGAUGCGGAUCUGUUCGAGCCCACAAUGCUUUAUGACCUCUCCAAUUUUCAUCGCGUGCUCAUUACGCUCUCCAAGCUGUCGCAAUGCCGCAAGGUGCAGCAAAUGCAUCCAGAGCUGAUUGGCUUCAAUUUGCAGCUGUCGCCAAGUGAACGCUCCCACUCCGAUGAGGCCAUUUACAAGGAUUUGCAUUCCACUCAUGAUAUCAAGAAAACUGGCAGCAUCGAUGCUACAGGCUCGUCCUCCUCGGAAUAUUACGAACGCACCUCGCAGAGCGGUUCGCUCGACGAGAACAGCGAUAUAACCAUUGAGAAUGGCACCGAGGUUGACGAGAUUGACGACUACAUUGAGGAUUCGCUAUCGAACAUGUGUGAUGCGAGCAUUGAUCAGGAUCAGGUUGAGCUCAGCUCAACCGUCCAGCAACAUCUACGCGCGCUCUCCUUUGAUCUGCCACCCAGCUCCUACGACUGCAUAACGCCCACACCGCCGCCAUACGCUGACGAUACGCCCAGCACCUCGGCAGCAGCAGCUGCAGCCAUGGCGGCGGCCAAGUCAGCAUCCAUAAUGUACAAUCACUUUGGCAAGUCGCCCUCGUCGUCGUCGUCGCGCAUUAGCGAGAGUCAACGCUUGCAACGCGCUGCCGCCGCAGUCUACAAUUAUCGCUCGUCGAUGGCGCUGACCACGGAUCACGAGUAUGCGUACAUCAAUGAUAUCUACAGCGAGGAUGAUGAGAAGGUCUACGAGGAUCUCUGCUACGUGACGUUCCAGGCCAAGAGCAAACCAGAGGUUACCACCGACAAUAUUGCAUGCAAUGGAACCGUUUAUGAUCACAACAACACUAAAGAAGAGGAGGUCUAUCAAGACUUGUGUGCACUGCACAGAACCAGUCGAAGCCAGACAACAUCAGCGACAAGCUUCGAGCAACGUGACUAUGUCAUACGUGAGCUCAUUGAUACGGAGUCCAAUUACUUGGAUGUGCUUAAUGCGUUGAAAAGCAAGUUUAUGGCGCCGCUGGAGCGACAUCUCAAUCAGGAUGAACUGCGUCUAAUCUUUCCACGCAUAAGGGAACUAGGUGACAUACAUACAAAGUUUUUGGAGAAGCUGCGCGAAUCACAAAUGCCCAGCACCAAAUUAAAAAUGGGCCAAGUAUUUCUGGAGUUCAGAGAGCCAUUUCUUAUCUACGGCGAAUACUGCUCCUGUCUGCUAAAUGCCAUUGAUUAUCUAGCCGAUAUAUGCAAGAAAAAUCAGAUUAUUGAUCAGCUGGUGCAGAAGUGUGAACGGGAGUAUAAUGUGGGGAAAUUGCAGCUCCGCGAUAUUUUAUCCGUGCCCAUGCAGCGCAUACUUAAGUAUCAUUUACUGCUGGACAAACUGGUGAAGGAGACUUCACAGCUGCAUGAGGAUUAUCGCUCCUUGGAGCGUGCCAAGGACGCCAUGAUUGAUGUUUCGCAAUAUAUCAAUGAAGUUAAACGUGACUCGGACCAUUUGGUCAUCAUACAAAAGGUGAAAGACAGCAUAUUUGAUUUGAAUCUGCUGCAAAACGGCAACGAUCUGUUGCAAUAUGGCCGACUGCUGCUGGACGGCGAAUUACACAUUAAGGCGCAUGAUGAUCAAAAGACUAAGCUGCGUUAUGCCUUUGUCUUCGACAAGAUACUUAUACUGGUCAAGCCGAAUCAUAUCAAGACCGGCGACAUGCAGUACACAUAUCGCGACUCCCAUAAUCUAGCCGACUAUCGCGUCGAACAGAGUCAUUCGCGCCGCACGCUCGGUCGGGACACGCGCUUCAAGUAUCAGCUGCUCCUGGCACGCAAAUCGGGCAAGACGGCAUUUACGCUUUACCUAAAAUCCGAGCCGGAGCGGGAUAAAUGGCGCAAGGCUCUAACGGAUGCCAUGGAGAGCUUGGAUCCACCCGGCUGCCGCAAUACCGAUCACAAAAUGGAAAUUUAUACCUUUGAAGCGCCCACAACCUGCCGGCAUUGUUCGAAAUUUCUCAAAGGGCGCAUACAUCAGGGCUAUCGCUGUAAAGUCUGCCAGAUAAGCGUGCACAAGGGCUGCAUUUCGUCCACGGGUCGCUGCAAACAGAAUCCCAUAAGCGUGCCACCGCCCGUCUGCGAUCGCCAGCUCUCAGAGUUCAAUUGGUUUGUGGGCAAUAUGGACCGUGAAACGGCUGCUAAUCGUCUCGAGAACCGUCGCAUUGGCACCUACCUGCUACGCGUGCGUCCCCAAGGCGCCUCAUCGCCCCACGAGACCAUGUACGCGCUCAGCUUGAAAACGGAUGAUCAUGUGAUCAAGCACAUGAAAAUCAAUCAGGAGAACGAUGGCAGCGCUAUGCUCUACUGUUUAUCUUCCAGGCGACACUUUAAAACGAUCGUUGAACUGGUUAGCUUUUAUGAACGCAACGAUUUGGGUGAAAAUUUCGCAGGACUCAAUCAAUCCUUGCAGUGGCCUUUCCGCGAGGUUAUUGCCACAGCGCUUUAUGAUUAUGAUCCAAAGGCCGGCAGCAAUCAAUUACAACUGCGCACCGAUUGUCAGGUGCUGGUCAUUGGCAAAGAUGGCGAUAGCAAGGGCUGGUGGCGUGGUAAAAUUGGUGAUACGGUUGGCUAUUUUCCCAAAGAAUACGUGCAGGAGCAUUCGCCGACGAGCGACGAACUUUGAUAUUACAACUAUGAGGUUUAUUUUGCACCGAAGGCUUCAACGCCGACAACCCCAAUGGCCAUUACUGAAACACCUGUAAUUGUACACGCAGCAAAUGAAGAUACGAUGCAUAACGAGCGCAACAACAAUAAAGAUGAUAACACCAACAACAAUGCGGAAUUAAUCAAUAGUUGCAGUUAAAAAAGCAACGAGAGCGUGUUUUUUUUUUUAAUUUGUGUUGCACUUAGUUAAAAUAUACAACAACAAUAGAAAUAGUAAGAGAAAUGUGCAAAUUUUUGAAUCGACUUUGCGUUGCUUUUGUGCCAAGAACAAAAAACAAUUUGCAUCACAAAGAACAAUGCAUCACAAAGAAGCGUUCUUGAUUGAUAUAAUUAUAUUCUUUUUUGCUUUUUGUUCUAUGUAAUUAUACAC
This is a messenger RNA of Drosophila busckii, 3968 nucleotides long. RefSeq names its product protein vav (gene Vav). Gene Ontology annotation, cellular component: cytoplasm. Bases 585 to 3557 code for a protein of 990 amino acids. The transcript has 10 exons. The record is from RefSeq and is a predicted model, not a curated record. Gene Ontology annotation, molecular function: protein binding; guanyl-nucleotide exchange factor activity. Gene Ontology annotation, biological process: regulation of GTPase activity; cell migration. Lineage: Eukaryota; Metazoa; Arthropoda; Insecta; Diptera; Drosophilidae.